Messenger RNA from Perkinsus marinus ATCC 50983, 874 nucleotides. RefSeq lists its product as hypothetical. Lineage: Eukaryota; Perkinsozoa; Perkinsida; Perkinsidae. The record is from RefSeq and is a predicted model, not a curated record. The annotation marks the transcript as partial. The transcript has 4 exons.
CAACAGUCGAACUUGAGCAGAUGAAAAUGAGAGAUAUCUCAGGGAUGCCGGCGAGACGUGAGGAAGGUCCCCUGCAACGGGAGAUCCCACAAGAGAAGACUGUAUGUCCGUCGUCUAGUAUGUGCGCAGAUGGAGUUUCUCGCGGUCCGGCCUCGUUGCCUGAGAGCCUCAUGAGAGCACCUGGUGGCCCAGUAGACUCCUCUAAGCCUUCGGUUGUGAGCAAGUCGACGAAUGAUAAUCGAACUGUCGAGGAGGGCGUCUCGCAUAUCGUCAGCGAGGAUGAAGAACCCGUGGCGGGGAACAAAAGAGGGCCUGGUGGCCGUUGGGUCAGGAUCCAUAUUUUUCAAAAUGAAAACGAAGCUGAUGAGUGGCUCGGAAAGCUGCAGAAAGAACAAAUCCAUUCAACUCUCAGGACAAAUCGAACAACUAGUGGUACGAAAAAGUACAUGUACUGCAGUGCAUGCGGUCAUCCAAGUCGCAACCGUCGGAUUGCAAAGGACCAGGACACAGGAGAGGCACCUAUUGUGCCUGAGAUGAUCAUGGUGCACUAUUUGGCGAUGAGUUCAGUCGUGCAUGUUUACUCCAAUGAGCAACCACAUCGGCAUCAUCAUCAUUCUCCCAAAGAAGGGCGAUCAUUGGGCAUGGAACCGCGAAUGAAGGAGCUAGUGGAUGAACAGCUGGCUCUGGGAGUGUACUGCAUACCGGUGAUACAAAGAGCAUUGCGGGAUAUCACGGGAAUACAAAGUGACGCCGAGCUUCCAGGAUAUAGACAAAUUGAGUCCUAUGUACGUGUUUACAAACUCGCGGAGAGGGCCGGCAACGUUCCAUCGAUUCAAUAAAGUCUUGGUCUACUUGCAUAAUUAUAAAUCGCUCU